Armigeres subalbatus is the source of this 882-nucleotide messenger RNA. Its product is annotated as glutathione S-transferase E14-like. Lineage: Eukaryota; Metazoa; Arthropoda; Insecta; Diptera; Culicidae. Gene Ontology annotation, molecular function: glutathione transferase activity. The record is from RefSeq and is a predicted model, not a curated record. Gene Ontology annotation, biological process: glutathione metabolic process. Bases 142 to 807 code for a protein of 221 amino acids. The transcript has 5 exons.
ACCAUAACCAGUCUCAGUUCAUUGGUCGAAGGGUUUGUUCAACUGUCGACGUGCGCCGAAUUUGUUCAGUAUUCAAAGUUUGUGUGUUGAUAACAGCCUAAUAAAUUUCGACUGUUGACUUUUGCUGGCUUAAAAUUUAUCAUGUCUAAUCCAGAGCUCUACUAUGACGACGUAAGCCCUCCGGUCCGCGGUGUUUUGCUCACAAUUGCAGCUUUGGGUAUCGACGACCAAAUCGAUUUAAAGUUGGUUCGUCUCUUUGAAGGAGCGCAUCUAUAUAAGGACUUUGUCAAACUAAAUCCAUUGCACACAGUACCUGUCCUAAAACAUGAUGAUCUGGUCCUGACUGAUAGUCACGCUAUUGUGAUGUAUCUGUGUGACAUAUACGCGCAGAACGACGACGAAUUUUCGUUGAACGACCCGAGGCAGCGUGCCCGUGUGCACAAUCGACUUUGCUUCAACAACGCUGUCCUAUUUCAAAGAGAUGCAGAACUCAUGCGGAGUAUAUUCCACAGAAAGAUAGCGUCAGUUGAAAAGCACCAUUUAGCUCCGAUAGAGGAAGCCAUCGACUAUUUGGAAGUCUACCUGACUAAAUCAAAGUUUGUAGCGUGUGAUCGGCUAACGGUGGCGGAUUUCCCAAUUGUAGCAACUCUGAGCACGGUGGAAACUAUCUGCCCUAUAUUGGAGAGUAGAUGGCCAAAGGUGACCGCGUGGUACGAGACCAUGAAACAGUUGCCCUAUUACAAAAAGGCAAAUCAAGUCGGACUGGAUAAGAUCAAGAUCAAGCUCAUGGCUAUAAUGGAAAAAUGACUUAUUGUUGUUGCAUUGUGAGUUUUAUAUUAUGUAUUCUGUGAAAAGAUGAAUAAAUAUAACAUGGUAAUCUCA